CAUUCACUCAGUCUAUUCUUCUUCCUCUUCUGGACUUGGAUUCUUACACAUAUGGCUUCCUCUUCAUAUUCUAAGAUCUCCCUUCUUGCCGCCUUUUUUCUGUCUCUCUUCGUCUGCUCCACUCUUGCCCAUGAUUUUUCGAUUGUCGGCUAUUCGCCGGAGCACCUGACUUGCAUUGACAAAAUCAUACAACUGUUCGAAUCGUGGAUUUCAAAACACGACAAGAUUUACAGGAGCAUGGAAGAGAAGCUGCAUAGGUUUGAGAUAUUCAAAGAGAACUUGAAGCACAUUGAUCAGAGAAAUAAGGAGAUCACUGGCUACUGGCUUAGGUUGAACGAGUUUGCAGACUUGAGCCACGAGGAGUUCAAGAACAAGUACUUGGGAUUGAAAUCUGAGUUUCCCAGAAGAAGAGAGUCCUCUAGAGACUUCAGUUAUGGAGAUAUCGUGGAUCUGCCCAAGUCCGUGGAUUGGAGAAAGAAAGGUGCCGUUACUCCGGUCAAGAACCAAGGCUCAUGUGGAAGUUGUUGGGCAUUUUCAACCGUUGCAGCUGUGGAGGGUAUAAACCACAUAGUCACUGGAAAUUUAACCUCAUUGUCCGAGCAAGAGCUGAUUGACUGUGACAGAAGUUUCAAUAAUGGCUGCAAUGGAGGUCUUAUGGAUUAUGCAUUUGAGUUCAUUAUCUCCAGCGGUGGACUGCAUAAGGAGGAAGACUACCCAUAUCUAAUGGAGGAAGGCACUUGUGAGGAGAAGAGGGAAGAAAAGGAGCUAGUAACUAUAAGUGGUUACCAAGAUGUGCCGGAGAAUGAUGAAGAAAGUCUUUUGAAGGCACUGGCUCAACAACCUCUUAGCGUAGCUAUCGAGGCUUCUAAUAAAGACUUCCAAUUCUAUAGCGGGGGGGUAUUCGAUGGCCAUUGUGGAACUGAGCUAGAUCAUGGAGUAACAGCCGUUGGAUACGGUUCAUCAAGGGGGUCAGAUUACAUCAUUGUGAAGAAUUCAUGGGGACCAAAGUGGGGAGAGAAAGGGUACAUAAGGAUGAAGAGAAAAACUGGAAAACCUGAAGGGCUAUGCGGAAUCAACAAAUUGGCAUCAUAUCCUACCAAAAAGAAUUGAUCUACUUGUCUCAUCUAAUGUCAACCUUUUUUUUCCUUUCCCUGUUUUCCCUUUCCAAGAUUGAUGAAUCAAUAUGUAUGAGCUGAGCUUCUUA
Messenger RNA from Alnus glutinosa, 1204 nucleotides. RefSeq names its product cysteine protease XCP1-like. Lineage: Eukaryota; Viridiplantae; Streptophyta; Magnoliopsida; Fagales; Betulaceae. Gene Ontology annotation, molecular function: cysteine-type endopeptidase activity. The record is from RefSeq and is a predicted model, not a curated record. The transcript is spliced from 4 exons. Gene Ontology annotation, cellular component: lysosome. Bases 52 to 1110 code for a protein of 352 amino acids.